Molecule: messenger RNA, 6254 nt
Organism: Pseudoliparis swirei
Lineage: Eukaryota; Metazoa; Chordata; Actinopteri; Perciformes; Liparidae
Product: citron Rho-interacting kinase
Exons: 41
Coding region: 310-5259 (1649 amino acids)
Biological process (GO): peptidyl-threonine phosphorylation; actomyosin structure organization
Cellular component (GO): cytoplasm; cytoskeleton
Molecular function (GO): protein serine/threonine kinase activity
Source: RefSeq, a predicted model, not a curated record
UCUCUCUCUCUCCCCUUGGCUCCACUCUCUCUCCCCAGUGAGGAUGACAUCCCCGAAUGUGAUGAACCAGCAAAGCUCUCAUUCUGGCUGGUGGCUUGCGAGGGAGACCCCACAUGAACGGGCGUACUGGACGAGGAGGUGCCGCGUCUAAAGAGCUUCGUGGAGGAGCUGCCAGCUGCAGCAGCCCCUGAAUUCGUGACUACACAUCCAUCAACUCGCGAGAUAAGACCGUCUCCUUUUGGAAAAGCCUCAUUAAAACUCCAGAACAGCCGGAAUUGCUGGACACAUGUCACAGGUAUUACUCUUCACAUGGUUGAGCGGGAGAUUUCACUUGUCCAGAGGAAGAUGUCUGACCUUGAGUCGGUGUUGCAGCAGAAGGAUGUAGAGUUGAAGGCCUCUGAGAGCCAGAGGACCAUCCUGGAACAGGACCUGGCAACCUACAUCACAGAAUGCACUAGUCUGAAGCGCAGUUUGGAACAGGCUCGUAUGGAGGUGUCACAGGAGGACGACAAAGCUCUGGACCUCCUCCAUGACAUCCGGGAGCAGAGCAACACGCUUCAAGAGAUCAAAGAGCAGGAAUAUCAUGCCCAGCUGGAGGAAAUGCGGGUCUCCAUACGACAGCUGGAGGAGGACCUGUCGGCUGCCCGUCGCCGUAGCGACCUGUACGAGUCUGAGCUGAAAGAUUCUCGGCAGACCAGCGAGGACCUGAAGAGGAAGUCUGCAGACUACCAGCAAAGGAUGCAGAAGGUCAAAGAGCAAGGCAAAGCAGAUACAGAGGAGACCAUCACCAAGAUGGAGAAGACCAGUGCUGAGCAGCAGACCAAGAUCCAGGAUCUUCUAGAGAAGCUUGCCAAGUCGUUAAAGGCCAGCGCCGAGGCGACCGACUUGCUUCAGAGUAUGAGAGUGGCCAAAGAGCGCAUGGAGCGAGAUCUGGAGCGGCUACAGCACAAAGAAGCCUCCAGUGACAGCCUGCGCAGACGCCUCCGUGAGACAGAGGACGGCAGGAAGACUCUGGAGAACCAGGUGAAAAGGCUAGAGAUCGUCGAGCGCCGGGAGACGAAGCUGAAGGAGGAGAUCCAGAGCAAGGCCCUGCAGAUUCAGCAGAUGGCAGAUAAGAUUCUGGCGCUGGAGGACAAUCUGCGAGAAACACAAUCCACGUCCCAACAGCUGGAGACUCAUCUGAAGCAGAAGGACAAGCUUCACGAAGACAAGAUGAAGGUGUUGGAGGCCCAGUUGAAGGCGGACAUGGCCGAUAAGGAGAUGCUGGAGUCCAGUCAGAGCAAAUAUGAGGAGGAGGUGCGGGAGAAGUGCAGCAUCAUCGGUGACCAGAAGGCGACCAUAAAUGCUAUGGACUCUAAGAUGAACAGCCUGGAGCAGAGAAUUGCUGAGCUGUCGGAGGCCAACAAACUGGCAGCCAACAGCAACAUCUACACACAGAAAAACAUGAAAGCGCAGGAGGAGAUGAUCUCAGAGCUUCGCCAGCAAAAGUUCUACCUGGAGUCUCAGGCUGGGAAGUUGGAGGCCCAGAAUGCCAAACUGGAGGAGCAUCUGGAGAAGAUGAGCCAGCAGGAGCAGAGCAACAAGAGCCGCGUGCUGGAACAGGACACUCGCCUGCGAGAGAUCGGGCUGGAGCACGAGGAGCAGAAGCAGGAGAUUAAGCGCCAGGUGUCAGAUCUGACCAUCUCGCUGCAGGAGCGUGAAUCCCAGAUCAGCAAUCUGCAGGCAGCUCGCCACGCUCUGGAGAGCCAACUGCAGCAGGCCAGGAGUGAGCUGGAGGACACCACCGCGGAGGCCGAGGAGGAGAUCACUGUUCUCAGAGCUCACAGAGAUGAGAUACAACGCAAGUUUGAUGUCUUGCGAGACAGCUGUGCGGUGAUCACAGACCUGGAGGAGCAGCUGACCACACUGACUCUGGAGAAUGCCGAGCUGAACCGCCAGAACUUCUACCUGUCCAAGCAGCUGGACGAGGCCUCCGACGAGAGAGAGGACCGGCUGCAUCUCAGCCAAGACGUGGACCGGCUGCGCCGGGAGGUGGCCGACCAGGAGAUGCACAUGAACAACCAGAAACAGAACCUGGAGACACUGAAGACCACAUGCACCAUGCUGGAGGAGCAGGUUCUGGAGCUGGAGACCCUAAAUGACGAGCUGCUGGAGAAGGAGAGACAGUGGGAGGCCUGGAGGGCAACACUCGAGGAGGAGAAGAACCAGGCCGAGAGGACGAUCAGGGACAUCCAGAGACUUCUGGACACCGAGAAACAGAACAGGCUCCGCUCAGAGCAGCGCAGCUCUGAGUCUCGCCAAGCGGUGGAGAAGGCCGUCAAGGAGCACAAAGCCGAGAUCCUGGCCCUGCAGCAGGCCCUCAAAGACCAGAAAGCGAAGGCCGAGAGCCUCGUCGACACGUUUAACGACCUGGAAAAGAAGCAUGCCAUGCUGGAGAUGAACGCACUGAGUUUACAGCAGAAGCUGGAGAGUGAGAGGGAUCUGAAACAGAGGCUGCUGGAGGAGCAAGAGAAACUGCAGCAGCAGAUGGACGCCCAGAAGACCCACAUCUUCCGCCUGACCCAGGGGCUGCAGGACGCUCUGGACCAGACGGACCUGCUGAAGACUGAAAGGACCGACCUGGACUACCAGCUGGAGAACAUCCAGCUCCACCUGCAGGCUGUGUACUCUCAUGAGAAGGUGAAAAUGGAGGGGACCAUCACCCAGCAGACCAAGCUCAUAGACUUCCUCCAGGCCCAGGCUCACGGGGGCUCCAAGAAGAAGAAGGGUCUGUUUGGGCGUCGCCGAGAGGAUCUGUUGGCUGCCAUGGCCGCCCAGACCCAGGGUCAGGCGCAGGGUCAAGGCCAGGUGUCCCCUGUGCCCUCCAUCCAGCCGGUGCCUCUGCAAUACAGCGACAUGAAGAUCGCUCUGGACAAAGAGCGCUCGCGCUGCUCUGACCUGGAUGAUGCUCUGCAGAAAAUGAGAGCGGAGCUGCGAUCUCUGAGAGAGGAAGCGGUCCAGUACAAGGAUCACGGUAACUCUGCGAACCCUGCCUCAGCACGGCAGCAGAUGAUUAUAUCCGCCAUGGUGAAGUCUCCUGAGCACCAGCAGGGUCCGACCAACCUUGCACCCUCCAACUCAGAGCGCAGGAAGGCGACUGCAACACCCGAGGAGAGAAGGAGGGUCACUUUUGAAAAGUUCAGCCGUCGCUUGAAGGACAGUCAGAGAGACCGAGAGCGGUCGGUGCACCACAACACCCCGCACCGCUUCACGGUGGGGCUCAACAUGAGGGCUGCCAAGUGCACCGUGUGCCUGGACACGGUGCACUUCGGGCGCCAGGCGGCCACCUGUCUCCAGUGUCACACCUUGUGCCACCCAAAAUGCUCCCCGUGCCUCCCGGCCACGUGUGGCAUGUCCAGCGACUGCUCCCUGCAUCUGUCCGAGGGCCCGUGUCGGGACAAAGGCAUCUCCCCGGGACAGCAGCUCAAAGAGGCCGGCGGACACAUGCACCUGGAGGGCUGGAUGAAGCAGCCCAGGAACGGGAAGCGAGGCCAGGGCUGGGAGAGUAAAUACAUGAUCCUGGACGGGACUAAGGUGUCCAUCUUCGAGAUAGAGCCCAGAGAAGAAGCAGUGAAGCCACUGGAAGAGUUUGACCUGUGCCUGUCAGAUGGGGAGGUGGUGGUUCAUGGAGCAGUGGGGUCGUCGGAACUGCCCAACACCGCCAAGUCAGACCUUCCCUACGUUCUGAAGCUGGAGUCCCGUUGCCACACCCCCUGUUGGCCCGGAGAGUUAAUUUACUUCAUGGCUCCCAGUUUCCCAGACAAACAGCGGUGGGUGACUGUGAUGGAGUCAGUGGUGGCCGGGGGCCGAGCCUCCCGGGAGAAGGCCGAGGCCGACGCAGCUGCUGUGUCCAAAAGACAAAUGGUUCUGUCUCCUCUGGUCCAGAAGCUGCUUGGAAACUCUCUCCUGAAGCUGGAGGGAGAUGACAGGCUGGACAUUAACUGCACCCUCCCCCUCACAGAUCAGAUAGUCAUGGUGGGCUCGGAAGAGGGCCUGUAUGCCCUGAACGUUAUCAAGAACUCUCUUACUCACGUCCCGGGCCUGGGAUCAGUCUUUCAGAUCCACAUCAUCAAAGAGCAGGAGAAACUUCUGAUGAUCGUGGGCGACGAGAGGGCCUUGUGCCUGGUGGAGAUUAAGAGGGUGAAGCAGUCUCUGGCCCAGUCCCACCUGCCCAACCAGUCCGAGCUGGCUCCCUACAUCUUUGAGACGGUGAAGGGCUGCCACCUGUUCGCUGCAGGGAGAAUAGACAACGGACCUUGUAUAUGCGCCGCUAUGCCGAACAAGAUAACCAUCCUGCGCUACAAUGACAAUCUCAACAAGUACUGCAUUCGUAAGGAGAUUGAAACUCUGGAGCCCUGCAGCUGCAUCCAUCUGACCAGCUACAGCGUCAUCAUCGGUACCAACAAGUUCUACGAGAUCGAGAUGAAGCAGUUUGUGCUCGAGGAGUUCCUGGACAAGAACGACGUGUCUCUCGCCUCGGCGGUGUUCGCGGCCUCUUCCCACAGUUUCCCCAUCGCCAUCAUGCAGGUGGCCAGCAGCAUGCAGAAGGAGGAGUACCUGCUGUGCUUUCACGAGUUCGGAGUGUUUGUGGACACGUACGGGCGAAGAAGCCGCACUGAGGACGUUAAGUGGAGUCGUCUGCCUCUGUCUUUUGCCUACAGAGAGCCCUACCUGUUUGUCACCUACUUCAACUCUCUGGACGUCAUUGAGGUUCAGGGUCACGCGUCUCUGGGUCCGACAGUGUUGGCUCACCUGGACAUCCCCAACCCUCGCUACCUCGGCCCAGCCAUCUCCUCCGGGGCCAUUUACCUGGCCUCCUCUUACCAGAACAAACUGCGGGUGAUCUGCUGUAAGGGAAGUCUGAUCAGGGAAACCGGAGAGCUGCAGAGGACCGGCUCCAGCAGAGGAAGUCCCAGUAAGCGAGGCCCCCCCACCUACACCGAGCACAUCACCAAGCGUUUGACCUCGGGCCCCGGCAGCCAUGACGGCCUGCAUCGGGAGCCCAGCACCCCCCAUCGGUACCGGGAGGGCCGCACAGAGUUCAGACGGGACAAGUCUCCCGCCCGGCUGCUGGACCGGGAGAAGUCCCCGGGCAGAGUGCUGGACAGUCGCAGGGAGAGGUCACCGGGGAGAUUCGGAGACAGCGGCCGGCUUCAUGCCGGGUCUGUGCGCACGCAGCUCGCCCCCGUUAGCAAGGUGUGGGAUCAGUCAUCGGUGUGAAUGCACCUCCACGUUGCUCCUGAUUGGAGACUAAAAAUAAACUAUGGGAAACUCUUGAUCCACCCGAGUGCAAGCACACACACACACACACACACACACACACCAUUGCCUGUACAUAGUGCAGUCCCAGUCCCUCGUCCAGUAACACAUCACCUGCACUGGGACCCGUCUCCUCACGUGCGUUCAUGGGAGUACUCCCAGUGGUUCUGGUGCCAGGGAGCCGACGCUGAUCUACAGAUGGAGAUAAUCUACUUUAUAUGUACUCAAAGUUGUAAAUAUUGGCGUCUGAGUUUUUAUAGAUGAAAGGGAAAAGUCGGCUGGUAAAAGCCAUGUAUAUAUAUUUUUUAACAAUGAGUUUCUCAAGAUGUUGCAGGGAGAUUUACGCCGUUGGUUACGACACGUAUCAAUAUUUAAUUAGAAUCUGAAGUUUAUUGAUGACGCCGAGGUCCGAGGAGGCAAGACUGUGCACAUGAGAUUGGGUUUGAACGGGAGUUUAAAAGAAAGAAGCUCAUUCUUGUUACACGACCAGUCUUCUUUCUCUGGAUCAGAUGUUUUAGCCUUUUAUUAUAUAAUUGCUUUGACAGUCGUCGUCCGGCCAUACUUUGUGAAACAAUUAUUACGCAAGUGUUCCUCGUGUUGUUUUGAGCCAACAUAACAUCGGCUCUGCCUCCGAGGCCGGACGCCCUGCAGCCCGCGUGGCCUCCGCCUGCUCCCGGUCCUCGGCCGCUGCUCCUGACUCCCGUUUCUGUGCAGUGCUUUGAAGUCUAGUAAUCGUCACUUUCCAGUCGGCAGGACCCCAUCCCUUCAUCACAACAGUGAGCACGACCACUCGUAGAGCGGCACUCGUCCACCCCGAUUCUCUCGCUUGUUCCUUUCCGUUGUGUAUUCACUUGGAUUUGCAUUCAAUAAGUAGACGUUGAUGUUAGACAGUAACUUAAGAUGUUCUUGAUUUUUGGAGAUGUAUACUAGUAUAUGCAUUAAACGAAGUGUCUUUA